Messenger RNA from Cyprinodon tularosa, 1418 nucleotides. RefSeq names its product golgin A7 family, member Ba (gene golga7ba). Gene Ontology annotation, biological process: peptidyl-L-cysteine S-palmitoylation; protein targeting to membrane. Bases 1 to 600 code for a protein of 199 amino acids. The record is from RefSeq and is a predicted model, not a curated record. Gene Ontology annotation, cellular component: palmitoyltransferase complex. The transcript has 6 exons. Lineage: Eukaryota; Metazoa; Chordata; Actinopteri; Cyprinodontiformes; Cyprinodontidae.
AUGGCGCACAAGAACUUUCCAACACCCCCAUUGCAUCAAGCCCCGCCCUCUGAUCUCCCGAGUCUCACUAAAGCAGAUUUCAAGGGGGUGAAGGGGUUCUUCCCCACGAUCACGGAUCGCAACAUGGCGACAGAGUUUCAUAACCUACAGGAGUUGAGGAACAGUGCAUCUCUUGCCAACAAGGUGUUUAUCCAGAGGGACUACAGCGAAGGGACCACGUGCAAGUUUCAAACAAAAUUCCCAUCUGAGCUGGAGAACAGGAUUGAACGGACUUUGUUUGAGGACACUGUGAAGACACUGAACAACUUUUAUGCAGAGGCAGAAAAGAUUGGAGGCCAUUCCUACCUGGAGGGCUGUCUGGCAUGUGUCACGGCUUAUUUGAUCUUCCUCUGCAUGGAGACUCGCUAUGAGAAGGUGUUGAAGAAGAUAGCUAAGUACAUUCAAGAGCAGAAUGAGAAGAUCUACGCUCCCAGAGGUUUGCUCAUCACGGAUCCAAUUGAAAGGGGGAUGCGUGUUAUUGAAAUAUCCAUCUAUGAAGACCGAGGUUCCAGUGGCUCCAGCUCCGGCAGCAGUUCUGUGUCCGGUAGCACUGCUCGAUGACUAGGUGCAAAGCUUGCCCUGCAGGAAAACUUAGGACAAUAAUAACAACCAUAUUCCAACAGCCUUCCCGUUCACACUGAGCACUCACCAGCCUCCAUAAAAAUAUUAGUGUCCAUGACCGCUCAUCACAAACAUUGCUCCACUGCAGACAAGACCCGCACUUUGGUCUUUUUUUUUCUGAAAGAUGUGUACAUGUAACAAUGCUCUUCAAAUAGGAUUUACAAAAUCAAUGUAUCAAAGUAAAAAAAUCAAGGAAAAGAAUGGUCCCAAAAGGGUACAUAUGCUUUGCUGUCAUAAAAUGAAGCCCCAUAGUGUACCAGCAUUGUAACUACAAUGAUUUGUACCUUUGUGAUUUCUAUAUCUUUAUGUUCUUGUCAAAAAUUGAAGUAGCUCUGAAUUGUUGAACCUAAUGAAAUCAAUUUAGGAACAGCAGUUAACAUACUUUUCUUUAGAUUGUAGGAGAAGUCUGGAUGCUCUAAAAACAUAUGCAAGCAAGUCUCAGAACAAAUAUUAGCCAAUAUACAAACUUAUUUUCCUAUUAGAAGCUAAAUUAACCACAAACAAUAAUCUUAUAGAUUGGUAAAAAUGCUCUAAUAUUUACUGCCAAGUCUUGCAAUACCAAAGAUUCUGAAUGGCUGAUAAGAAGCCAGUUCCUGCUUUGCACCGGUUCUUUAGCCUGGCCAUCCAUACUAAUUUAGCCACUCUACAAAAUAUAUUAGACUUAAUAGGAGCAGGUAGAGCCUGGUUUCAAAUGCUUGUUAAUAGAGUCAGCAGAACCAGUUUAGAAUUAAUCAGAAAAGAUGUGAUGCAAAAAAUUU